Eublepharis macularius is the source of this 1569-nucleotide messenger RNA. RefSeq names its product acidic nuclear phosphoprotein 32 family member B (gene ANP32B). The record is from RefSeq and is a predicted model, not a curated record. Lineage: Eukaryota; Metazoa; Chordata; Lepidosauria; Squamata; Eublepharidae. Gene Ontology annotation, cellular component: nucleus. Bases 256 to 1023 code for a protein of 255 amino acids. The transcript is spliced from 7 exons. Gene Ontology annotation, molecular function: histone binding. Gene Ontology annotation, biological process: regulation of apoptotic process.
CGGCGCCUUCGCCGCGCCCCCUAGCGGUCCGUCGGCCGGCCAGUCAGUCGCUCGCUCGGUCGAUUCGGCUCAGGCCAAGGGGGGCCCUCCCUUGCCGGUUGGACCGCAGUCGCGACGGCGGAGGAGGCCCCGAGCGCGCCGCCUCUCCGCCGCGCCGCCCCCGCGGCCUCGCAGGGCCGGAGCGUCCCCGGGUCGGGCCCGCCCCGCGCGUCUCCUUUCCCCUCACAACGCGACGCGCCCGCCUCCGCCGCCGCCAUGGACAUGAAGAAGCGCAUCCACCUGGAGCUGCGGAACCGGACCCCGCCGGACGUACAAGAGCUUGUUCUUGACAACUGCAGAUCAAAUGAAGGCAAAAUUGAGGGGCUGUCAGGAGAGUUUGUCAAUUUGGAGUUCCUCAGUUUAAUAAAUGUGGGGCUGACAUCCGUUUUGAAUCUCCCUAAGCUUCCCAAAUUGAAAAAGCUUGAACUUAGUGACAACAGAAUUUCUGGAGGUCUUGAUGUAUUAGCUGAGAAGCUUCCUAACCUCACACAUCUAAACCUCAGUGGAAAUAAGCUGAAGGAUAUCAGUACCUUGGAGCCAUUGAAAAAAUUGGAAUCUCUGAAAAGCCUUGAUCUGUUCAACUGUGAGGUCACCAAUCUGAACGACUACCGAGAGAGCGUCUUCAAGCUUCUCCCUCAGCUCACCUACCUGGAUGGGUAUGAUCAGGAGGACAAAGAGGCUUCUGACUCAGAUGCUGAAGUCGAUGGCGUUGAUGAGGAAGAUGAGGAAGAUGAGGAGGAAGUCGAAGAAGAAGAUGAAGAUGAGGAGGAGGAGGAAGAGGAGGAGGAGGAAGAAUUUGAUGAGGAAGAUGAGGAGGAGGAUGAAGAAGAAGAAAUAGAAGAUGAGAUCAGUGGAGAGGAGGAAGGGAUUGGCCAUGACGGGGGAGAGGAGGAGGAAGAUGAAGAAGAAGAUGAAGAAGAUAGCGGGAAAGGUGAAAAGAGGAAAAGAGAAGCAGACGAUGAAGGGGACGAAGACGAUGACUAAGGCCUCACAUGCCCUCAAAGAACUGUUCAGUAUUGCUUGGGCCACCCCUUGGAUGAUCUGUGACUGAGGAGCACGUGAGGCACAUCGGUAGUUGUCUAACAAGCCCCCCUCCCCCCAGGUGCAGCACCUAAAGAGCCAAAGAGUCGGCCAUUCCUGUGACAUUCCACAUACCCUGCAGCUGACCUCUCUCCAGGUGGUUACAGAUCUAGCCUCUCCUGGGCUAGCACCAUCCCUUAUCCUCUUGGGGUUCCCAGCCUUCAUCUCCCACUGUUGCCAUAGCGAGAAGAGCGAGUGUGAUGGGUCAGUCAGUCCUGGUUGUCAGGGGCUACACACUACUGUACUGACGGUAGUCCCUUUUAACUUUCUGUGGGAUGAGGCUUUGUAAAUAAGAGUCCUAAUGUUUUGGGGACUGUUUCUUCAUGCUUUGCUUUCCCUGCCUCCCUCUUCCUUUUCUAAGACGUUGGAUAUUUUUUACAUUAGGAUGUUUUAUGCAACAACAGAAAAGUAUUUUUAAGAACUUGAAAGAAAUAAACGUUAUUUGGUAAA